CGAUGAUGCAAAGGAGGAGGGUGCUGCCGCCGGCGGUGCUGAUGGUGGCGAUCGGCGCCCGGGUGUGAUGCGAGCGUCAUGGUGGGGAUGCUGGCUUCGCGGCGGUGAGACAGCGAGCGAGCGCGAGCGCGAGCCAGGGGCGGAGGACGCCGGAAUUCGGAUCUGGCUGCUGUGUGGGCUCGGAUCUCUCUCCCCUCCCCUCUCCCCCCCCCCCCCCCCGUUCGGUUCUCGGUUGGCACACUGAAAAUCCCCCGACUCCGUCCUCUCCCGACCACUGGAAGUCUUCCCGUCUCUAAAUGGAAUUAGUGGAGAUCGGAGCCUCUGGUGUAAGGAACAGACAUGAUCUAUGGACGCAGUUUGUUUCACAUUGUAGCAAGUUUAAUCAUCUUCCAUUUGUCUGGGGCGACCAAGAAAGGAACAGAGAAGCAAACCACCUCAGAAACUCAGAAGUCAGUGCAGUGUGGGACUUGGACAAAACAUGCAGAGGGAGGUAUUUUUACCUCUCCCAACUACCCCAGCAAGUACCCCCCUGACCGAGAGUGCAUCUACAUCAUAGAAGCUGCCCCAAGACAGUGCAUUGAACUUUACUUUGAUGAAAAGUACUCUAUUGAGCCGUCUUGGGAGUGCAAAUUUGAUCAUAUUGAAGUUCGAGAUGGACCUUUCGGAUUUUCUCCAAUAAUUGGACGUUUUUGUGGACAACAAAACCCACCUGUAAUAAAAUCCAGUGGAAGAUUUCUAUGGAUUAAAUUUUUCGCUGAUGGAGAGCUGGAAUCUAUGGGAUUUUCAGCUCGAUACAAUUUCACACCUGAUCCUGACUUUAAGGACCUUGGCGUUUUGAAACCAUUACCAGCUCCAUUUCUAUAUGUUUGUUUGGCGUUUCGUUAUUUAGCAUGUGAGUUUGAGAUGGGCGGCCCAGAAGGAAUUGUGGAGUCUGUACAGAUUAUGAAGGAAGGCAAAGCUUCUGCCAGCGAGGCCGUGGAUUGCAAGUGGUACAUCCGGGCACCUCCACGAUCCAAGAUCUACCUCCGUUUCUUGGACUACGAGAUGCAGAAUUCCAAUGAAUGCAAAAGGAACUUUGUGGCCGUGUAUGAUGGGAGCAGUUCCGUGGGGGACCUCAAGGCUAAGUUCUGCAGCACCGUGGCCAAUGACGUCAUGCUCCGCACAGGUCUUGGGGUCAUCCGCAUGUGGGCCGAUGAGGGCAGUCGAAACAGCAGAUUUCAGAUGCUGUUCACAUCCUUCCAAGAACCUCCCUGUGAAGGCAAUACAUUCUUCUGCCAUAGCAACAUGUGUAUUAACAAUACACUGGUCUGCAAUGGACUCCAGAACUGUGUGUAUCCUUGGGAUGAAAAUCAUUGUAAAGAGAAGAGGAAAGCCAGCCUGCUGGACCAGCUCACCAACACCAGUGGGACUGUCAUUGGAGUGACUUCCUGCAUUGUGAUCAUCCUUAUUAUCAUUUCUGUCAUUGUGCAGAUCAAACAGCCUCGUAAAAAAUAUGUCCAAAGGAAAUCGGACUUUGACCAGACAGUUUUCCAGGAGGUGUUUGAACCUCCCCAUUAUGAGUUAUGCACUCUCAGAGGGACAGGAGCUACAGCUGACUUUGCAGAUGUGGCAGAGGACUUUGAAAACUACCACAAACUGCGGAGAUCCUCUUCCAAGUGCGUUCACGACCACCACUGUGGGUCCCACGUGUCCAGUACGAAGGGCAGCCGCAGUAACCUCAGCACAAGAGAUGCUUCUGUCUUGACGGAGAUGCCCCCACAGCCCAUCAAACCCCUCAUCCCGCCCAUGAACAGAAGAAAUAUCCUUGUCAUGAAACACAGCUACUCGCAGGAUGCCGCAGAUGCCUGUGACAUCGACGAGAUUGAGGAGGUGCCCACGACGAGUCACAGGCUGUCCCGACACGACAAAGCCGUGCAGCGGUUCUGCCUCAUUGGGUCUCUAAGCAAACAUGAAUCUGAAUACAACACAACUAGGGUCUAAAAAGAAAAUUCAAGCUAAACUCUUCAAAACACUUCAAGCCUGUCAACUAUUCUUGACUUAGGUGAAUGCAUUUCCAUGCUCUAUAUUACCUUGAUAAAUUGAUGUAUUUGUAUGCAUUUUUCAUUGGGAGAAAAUGUUUUAACUGUGUUUUAUUUUCAGAGAAGAACUAUUUGUACAAAGAUGGGGACUGUGAAAAGAAAAUUCUAUAGUGAAUUGUGAAAAGUGGACAUAUUUCUAAAUUCAUUUCCACUGCCUUUAUCCAAUCUUAAGAAUUACAGACAUUUGUUAUUCCUUCAGCAAGACAUCCCCGCUGCACAAUGAUAUGUUCAUUUCGUAAUUUGGUUGCUGGCCACCAAGUGCUCCUUAGGUUUUAAACACAUUUUGAGAUUUACUGGAAACUUGAAGAAGAAAUUAGUUCCUGAUUAAGACUAUCCCGAUUUUUAUUUUCACUGUUAGUUUCACUUUGUUUCCAUGUUGUUUUAUGUCCUCGUUAUAUGAUUGUACGUUGUGUGAUAUGUGAAAAAUACGAUUGUGGAUGAACUUUGUGUUACAUGUCCGUUGUUUUCAUUAGAUAGACUGCUUGAGAAUAGUGCGCUCCUGAGGGAUUUUGAACAUGCUACAGUUAAGAAGUGAAAAUAUGGACCAUGGACACACCAGCUAGAGGUUUUAUGGACUAUAACCAUCUAUUGUUGGAUUAUGAUUAAACGCAGCCGAAAGUCUUGAGCAAAAAUAACUACAUUGCAAUAAGAAACAUCUCACUUUUUUGUUGUUGUUCUUUCCCAAAUUCCCCCAACUUCCUUUUUGUUCUAUAUCAAAGGAAGACACUAAGUUUCAGAAAUCGUUUUUGAAAUCAGGUAUUUUACCAUUCGUACCCUUCAAUAGAAAUGUUUUUUGAUGAAGCACUUAGCAAUAUGACUGAAUUGGCAGUGUGAGAAACUAUCCUGCAUGUCAGUACUGAAUAUUUGAGUUGGAAAAAUAUCCUUUUUAUUAGACACAUUGUAAAAAGCAUGCAUUCUUGAAUACUGCUGUUACACUUCCAUUUCUUUGUGUCAUAUGCUUGCUACUUGUAACUUUUGAUAUAAAGAUAUAUAAAAAUGUAUAAUAAUUUCCUAACUUGAGUUAAGAAAAAUGUUUUCUUCUAUUAGAGUGAUAAAAAAAAAAAACACCUGACUUAACAUAAGUGCUCACUUUAUAUCAACUCUUUCUACCUGUUAGGCUAUAUAGGAUGUCUUUUAGUAUUGAGGCUUACUUCUCUAAAAUUUGAUCUCGAAAAUUUUAUGGAAUAUGUUCUUCUUUUAGAAUAGGAAAAUCUUUUUAAACGCUUUAAAAUCACAGAUCCUUCUAUGCCCCCACAUUACACCAUUCUGAGUUGCUCUCAUACUGAGACGCACAAAUACUACCUGAAAGCUUACUAAUCAUGAUGUGUUUAAUAUAAAUAAAGUAAAACCAUAUGAUAUAUUUACUUGCUGUUGAAUUAUAUACACACUCUAUAAACUUUGAUUUAGUGAAUGGGUACUUUUUAAUACUGAAUGUGUAUUCUUAGAAAAUAAACUUUAAAAAUCAGAAUUACUAUCAAUCUGCUUACCAACAUCGCCCAAACUGCUGAAUUCUAUAGGAUUCUGUCCUUUGAAUAGUAAAGCAAUCUAGUCCAUCACAGUUCAAACUUUGUGACCCAAGCAGGCUUUACAAACCCAUAGAUGACUUACUUGCAUACAUCCUUAUUAGGAAUUCAAUUUCAUAUAUGCUACAAAAACAAUUAAAUGGGAAAGAAAAUAAAACUUCAUGAUAGAAACGUUAAAGAAUUAUCAUAGCAAUUCUGAAUAAUCGAUAUUGAAAAAAAGUCAAUAUACAUAAUCACUUCCAUGCAUCUGAUAAACUAAUGAGUAGAAAAAAUUAUCGGACAUGAUAAAGAAAUGUUAUUUCUAUUGUUUUGCUACAUAUUUUAUACAUACUGCUUAUGUCAUAAUGUAGCCUUUAUUAUUUAACUUGACUGAUUUAUUUAAUCUCAGGCCAACUCUUAUGCCCUUUAAUUUAAAUGUAAUGCAUCCACAGAUUCCUAGCCAUGUUUAUGUUACUUUUUCUUUUUUAGAAAUCUUCAUAGGCCUUUUACUAUUUGAAUGAAUAAUCUCAAAAUUAUAAUAUAUAUAUAUAAUGUAUAAAUAUAUAUAUAUAUAUAUACACACAUUUAUUUAUUUAUCUCAAGACUUAUUUCUAACAGAAAACAAAGGAAAAUAAAUUAAGUGACCCACCUGCCCUGUAGCUGUCCAUAGGCAGCUCUUCCUAAAUCUGCAGAUGCUUCUGAUCUGUCGGUUCACUGCUGAAAAGAUCUUUGCACCAGAAAUCUGCUAAAGGAGGUUAGCAACAAUGAAAAGUCCAACCACACUGAGUAAAUUGGUAAAGAUGGAUUUCUUAUGUACAUUUAAGGCACAGCAGCUCCAGGGGCAAAAUACUUCUAAUGAAGAAUAGGUCUUUUCGGUGGUCAUGCUAAAGAUAUUUAAAAAUAGUUUUGACGAAUCAGAAGAGAAGGUAGUGACGAUGCUAAGGCUAGGACCUGGAGGCAUCCUGUUGGCCCUCGGAAUAACCCUGGAUGCUGGGGCUUGAGAUCGUGGGGGUCCACCAUACCUGGGAGGCCCUUGGAGGAGGCUUCUUAAAAGCCACUACUGAAAUUUAUCAGUAUAUUAAACACUUCCAUUUACUGGCAUAUCAGACCCUGUCACCUGAACAUCAACCUUCCAAUUUCAAUCGGGAGACACGUUGUAGGUAAGGAAUGAGAUGUUUCAAGACUCUCAAGAUGUUUCAAGAUGUUUCAAAUCCAGUUAUUUUAAUAAAUAAUUAUAUGUUUUGAUAAAGUGAAUUUAAAGAUUACUUACACAAGUGCUUUAUUAAUUCCGUAAGAUGUUUUCCAAAAGCAUAAUUGCACACUAUAUUAGUUAAUUUGAAAAGAGCCAUUUUCCUUUUAUUUCUUAUAUUUUUGAAUUAACUUUCAAACACCAGGAGACAUAUCCUGAUUAUAUGCAACGCCUGUGAAACCCUGCAUUCAGCCUCUUCCUUUUGUCCAAGUGCAUUUCACCUGCCUAAUUCGAGAUGGGUGUGCUGAUUGGGAAAUACUGUUUGGGGGGGCUGAUUUUAUCUACAUGCAAUUUCUAGGCAUCAUAUUGCCAGGCAGACUUAUGUAAUGUUUGAUUUUCUAUCAUUCACUUGCAUUUGCUCGGACAAUUGAAAUGUGGCUAUAAACAGAACUGUAGAUCAAUGUCACUGAACUUUUAAAGGAGAACAGUCCACAUUGUGGAAAUGCCAGCUUUUCUGUUCUGCAUUAUUUUUUCCACUAAAAAUAUUUUAAUGGGUCUGACUCCAUAAACUGCCAUUCUUGGUGUUUAAUAAAGUUAGGUCUUUGACAAAAGCUGAAUGAAUAUUCACGUAAACUGUCGCAUUAAUUUUUCUCUAUUUUUCCCUUAGGAAUUGGGUUUUUCUCAAAUUUUAUAGCUUUUUAAAAAAUCCCAUGAAUCGAUUUUCCUCAACUUCAGAAUAUCAUUAUAAAUGACAGAAUCUGAUACUGGUUCCUGUUACCUUAAUUAAAGUAAUGGCGAAUAAUUUAUUGAUGUUUUGGUGGUGAAAUAAAUGAUAGCAUUUUUAUCUUAUUAUGACGUUUGUCUAUUGCAAUGAUGAAAAUGAGUCCUGUCAGAUUCCAGCUCUGGAGGGAGGUUAAAUAAAUAAAGUCUUUAAAAUUCUCUAAAUGUAUAUGA
Messenger RNA from Acinonyx jubatus (cheetah), 5723 nucleotides. It is a transcript of the gene NETO1, whose product is annotated as neuropilin and tolloid like 1. The transcript has 11 exons. The record is from RefSeq and is a predicted model, not a curated record. Lineage: Eukaryota; Metazoa; Chordata; Mammalia; Carnivora; Felidae. Gene Ontology annotation, molecular function: protein binding. The coding region runs from base 340 to 1980 and encodes 546 amino acids.